UCAAAUUUCGGUUUUUUUUUUCUCCCAAAAAGAACAAAAAGGAAAUACAUUCACAAAAUCCGCGCUUUUUGGAGACUUGUUUUGAAUUUCCGCUGAUGUUUAAGGUUUUUAGCGACGAAUUUUGCUUAAAGAAAGCUCAAGAUUGUAGAAAAAAAAAAUUGCUUUUCGAUUUAGUUUGAAAUCGAUGUGGUCAAAAAAUGCCGACGAUUAGAGCUCCUGCUAAGAAGAAAACUACGACGUUAACGGUAGCUGUAAAAUGUAGACCGUUAACUGCGAGAGAGCGCGGCCGUGACAUUGUUAGAGUAAAAAACAAUAAGGAGGUGGUAGUGUUGGAUCCUGACUUAUCAAAGGACUAUUUGGAUCGCAUUCAGAACCGAACUAAAGAGAAAAAGUAUUACUUCGAUCACGCCUUCGGUCCUCAUUGUACAAAUUUGGAUACAUACCAAAAAUGUAUAUCGACUAUAAUCUCUGGAGUUGUACAGGGUCUUAAUGCAACAGUGUUUGCCUAUGGGUCAACUGGAAGUGGUAAAACAUAUACAAUGGUUGGGACACAACGUGAUCCUGGACUCAUGGUUCUUAGUUUGCACACAAUUUUUAAUCUUAUUAAAAGGGACAACAGCUCUGACGAAUUUGAAGUUACUUGUUCCUACCUUGAAGUCUACAAUGAAGUUAUCUAUGAUUUACUUGAAAAAUCAUCGGGUCCCUUGGACCUUAGAGAGGAUCCUGAACAAGGAAUAAUUGUUGCUGGGCUAAGAUGUAUUAAGGUUCAUUCGGCUGAUAAGAUUCUUGAACUUCUAAAUCUGGGGAAUAGUCGAAGGAAAACAGAAAGCACAGAGGCUAAUGUGACAUCAUCAAGAUCACAUGCAGUCUUGGAGAUUACUGUGACAAGAAAACAGAGAAACAAAUAUAGAAAUCAAGUCAUGCGAGGAAAACUUGCACUUGUGGAUCUUGCUGGCAGUGAACGAGCUUCUGAAACAAAUAGUGGGGGCCAAAAGCUGAGGGAUGGAGCUAACAUUAAUCGUUCACUUCUUGCUUUAGCAAACUGCAUCAAUGCUCUUGGGAAACAACAAAAGAAGGGUCUUGCCUAUGUUCCUUACCGCAAUAGUAAACUAACACGGAUACUUAAAGAUGGUUUGAGUGGUAAUUCUCAGACAGUGAUGGUUGCUACAAUAUCUCCAGCAGAUGGUCAGUAUCAUCACACUGUGAAUACCCUGAAAUAUGCAGACAGAGCAAAGGAAAUAAAGACGCACAUCCAGAAAAAUAUUGGCACAAUUGAUACACAUGUAUCAGAUUACCAACGAAUGAUUGACAGUCUUCAGAUUGAAGUUUGCCGAUUAAAGAAAGAACUAGCAGAAAAGGAAUCACAGUUGAGUGUCAAACCAGCUGACAAGGCUGCCGAUGAUGAACUGUCUUGGUUAAACAUUUUGAGCCAAGAAAUCAGUGAAAACGUUCAGGAACGGAUAAACUUACAGAAGGCACUAUUUGAACUUGAGGAAACCAAUCUUCGAAACCGCACUGAACUCCAACAUCUUGAUGAUGCUAUUGCAAAACACCAGGCUACUGAAAAUGAUGGUACUGUUGUUGAAGUUCUGAGAGUAAGGAGGCAAGAUAUUCUUGAUAACAUCCGUGACAAUGAUGAGGCUGGUGUUAGUUACCAAAAGGAAAUUGAAGCAAAUGAAAAGCAUCGCUGCCAACUGCAAGAUAUGAUUGAUGAAGCCAUUAGUAACAAUGGCAAUAAAAUCUAUUUGCGCAUACUCAGUCAAUACAGACUCCUGGGGAUGACUAAUACUGAGCUUCAGUUUGAAAUGGCAAUGAGGGAUCAAAUAAUUCACAACCAAAGAGAGGCACAAAGAAAUCUUUGGAACUUGCUCAUGGGUUUGGGACUUGAGGAGAAACAGAUACUGGACCUUGCUGCCAAGCAGGGAAUAACAAUUGAAGACUGGGCAAUGACACGCUAUCUGGGGCUUUCAAACAGGGAGCAGUCACCUAAUUUAGCAUCUGGAGGAUAUCCUCCUCUCACAUACGGUCUUUCUAUAAGCCAUUGGCAUUCAAGAUUAUCUUGCAUCUAUCCGAACUAUCAACAUAUUGCUUCAAAGUCUUUUUCUAGAGGGCGCUGGGAUCUGUCUCCUACUCUUUGCAGGGAGGAGCACCGCAGUUCCUACUACUUACUGGCUCAUGAUAACUCUCCACCAUAUGUCAGGUUUACCAAGAGUAGUGAUAACUGGGUUGGUGGUCCAGUUUCAUGGUUUGGGACUCCUGAUAAGGUUCCUCAAGAUUGGCGUAAAUCAUAUCCAGAGAUGAAAAGUCCUGCUUCAUCACGCAAUGAAAGCUCUCAGUUAGCUCCAGCUCUCGGUGCAGCUUUUGGGCAGGGGCAAAAGGACACUAUUAGGCAAAAUCUAUUCAACAAGGAUCCUCAUGUUGGAAUGAGUGGCAGUCAAGACUCGUUCAGAAGAGCAAUAGACCAUGGCACUACAAGCAAUGGUUUUUUGGGAUUUAUCCCAUCCGAACAAGGCUCAAAUCAAAUUGUCCAAACCCCCAAACCCUCAAGCCAUCUAGGCCUUUCCCGCAUUCCUUCAUUUACUUCCCAAAGUCCCAAAACGUAAGCAUUUUUGUAUAGCCCUCCCUCCUGUAUUUUGUACCCUUCCCUCCCUGUCUUUCCAUUUUUUCAUUCUUUUCUCCUCAAUAGUGUACAUAGAUGAAUUUGUCUUUGAGAAAUUGCUCUCAGGAGGAAUUGGUAGGUAAAAUUUUUUGUUUGCAUGUGGAGAGAAGACCGGGGAGUUUGCGUAAGGAGUUGGAUACACGCUUACAACCCUAUCUGCGGAAUGUAGUUAUUCCUGUAUCGGUAUGUCUGGUAAACAAAUGCGUUCCUAUCAAGUAUACUUAAGUUAUAAUAUAAUAACAAGCAAACUCAGUAUUAAAUGUUCAUCAA
Messenger RNA from Theobroma cacao (cacao), 2929 nucleotides. Its product is annotated as P-loop containing nucleoside triphosphate hydrolases superfamily protein. Gene Ontology annotation, biological process: microtubule-based movement. Lineage: Eukaryota; Viridiplantae; Streptophyta; Magnoliopsida; Malvales; Malvaceae. Gene Ontology annotation, molecular function: microtubule binding; microtubule motor activity; ATP binding. The record is from RefSeq and is a predicted model, not a curated record.